CACAGGGAUCGCGUACUACUGCUGUCUAAUCAUAGUUUUUUGCAGACGACACAUCCCGUGAGUUUCUUUUCAGGAAACUGAUCGAUUUUGACGGUAUUGUUCAUCGGUAUUUUUGUCGUCCUCACCGGAAAAAAUGAUGAAUAAAUUUGUGGCAGUAAAUUUCGGCCUGAUGUUUCUGAUUUGUGUAACUAUUUUGACAUUGUCUGACGCACGGUUAACACAACUUGAAGCCAGUUUCUCCCGAACGCUGGACUCAGUGGAUCGUUUGAUAGCGGCGAUUGAGAAAUGCUGGAACAAUACCGCCUGGAACCACAUCGUGCAAGCAGAACUCGCAUUCGGGAAAAAGAAUCCAGUUCGGCUGCCGGAGCUGUCUCCGCCCCCUCCCGACCCUAAAGGUCACGUGCACCGGCCCUUCCUGGACGAGACGAUCAGCUUAACAUGUGCAGCUGGUUCCAGUCAGCCGAAUGAUGUCGUGUGGAAACACAAAGGUCACCCGUUACCUCUCAGCCAGACGGUGGGAAUCUUUCGCUAUAGCCGCGCUCGCGACAACGCCCUCAUCCUGCACAACGUUACCUACGCGGCGUGGGGCAAAUUUGAAUGUCACCAGCGCUGUCCAAAUUAUGGGGCUGGAGCGUUCUGCAUGCAGACGGAACACUGGGUCUUCCCCAAACCAGUGCCAAUGGUCCACGAGGUGUACGCGCAGCGCAUGCCGCCGGUGGUUGUGCCGCGCUAUAUGCCCUUCUCGGUCACGUGUCAACUGGACUUUCCCUGUAGUCCCGAUCCGGCGCAGCACUUCAUCUGGCGAUAUGCCGGGGUAUACCUGGCUUGGCCGCCAAGUCACUACCUGCAGCAGACGGCCUGUAUUGUCCCGGAGCGGCAGACGCUGAUGAUCCACACCAACUACUCCGAGAUGACCGGCGCCGAUGGUCGUCAGCACUGCGCCUCCACGCUGACGCUGCACGUGCCCUGGCAGAAUCACACCGGCGGCAAGCUUUCGUGCUGGGCACGCUCCGAUAUCACGCAACAGGAAUGGUACGUUCUCACCACUCCCGUCCAGUUCAACGGAAGUCUACCGUACCCGGAUAAAUGCCGGUGCUAG
Messenger RNA from Paramacrobiotus metropolitanus, 1099 nucleotides. RefSeq lists its product as uncharacterized. The transcript is spliced from 2 exons. NCBI's taxonomy places the organism in Eukaryota, Metazoa, Tardigrada, Eutardigrada, Parachela, Macrobiotidae. The record is from RefSeq and is a predicted model, not a curated record. Bases 134 to 1099 code for a protein of 321 amino acids.